Messenger RNA from Orbilia oligospora ATCC 24927, 1116 nucleotides. RefSeq lists its product as uncharacterized. Lineage: Eukaryota; Fungi; Ascomycota; Orbiliomycetes; Orbiliales; Orbiliaceae. The coding region runs from base 1 to 1116 and encodes 371 amino acids. The transcript has 2 exons. The record is from RefSeq and is a predicted model, not a curated record.
AUGUCAUUCACUGACAAUUUUUUUGGUACAUCCUUUUCAUUCGACGGCACCCUGCUUAGUCCACUCGACAUCAUGGACGAAAGUCCCACAUAUCCCAAUCUACUUGGGGGCGACUUUACAUUAUAUUCAGAUGGAAACGACCCGGAGGAGCACUUCAGCCUCCAAUCUUCCCCAGAGGUCUCCCAAGGUAUUCAAAAUACCCCAGCUGAGUCUCCAGACUCCCCUUGGAGCCAUGAGGAAGAUGCUAUCGGUUCCCCAAUCCUUUCUCCCUUGACUUCUGGACAUCUCGAAGAACAAGGGAGCCUCAGACCUACCGAGGAUUUGAAUGCCCUGGCCGCGCGGAGACUCCGGGAGGAUGAUGGCGGGAAGCGGCGGAGGAAACUCUCAGCUGCUACUCCAGCCAAACGCUCCCGGGUCGAAAAAAAGACAGCGCCCGAGCCAAAGAGCAGGAUCCGACGACCUCGGAAGGCCUCUUUCUUCUGUGGUUGGGAGGGAUGCAAGGCUUCCUUUACUAGGCAAAGGGAGUUUGAAAUGCACAUGGGGAAACAUGAGAAACCCCUGUUUUUCUGUGAUAUCUGUCAACAACUCCUCACGAGGAAGGACAAUCGGAAAAAGCACGAUGAGUCUAAACGUCAUAAUGACAAUUUGCUUGCACAUCAAGCAAAUCCUGCAAAUUCCCCAUUGCUCCCUCCUGCCGCCAACACCACCGCCACCACCACCACCAACACCAACACCAACACCAUCACCGCUAAUAUCACUACCACUACCGCUAAUAUCACGGCCGCCACCACUAGUGCAGCCUCGCCCUUCUCUUCCUCACCCCUCUCUCCCUUUGGCUCAUUAGAGUCAUAUCCCUCACCUACCUCCAGUCCAACUGUGAGCACCUCCAGUUCUCCUCCCUACCUCGAGGACACACCACUGUUCUUGAGCCAUUAUUCUAUCUAUCCCGACCUUCUCAACCAACCUAUCAUCACUGACUUGUCCUCCUUCGAUACUGAAGCAAAAAUGCUGAUGCUGCAUGCGAAGAUAGCAGCCAUUGGCAAAAACGCCGAAGCCCUCGACGUUGAGAUAAGAGAGGUUCUGCAAGAGAUGGGAACAAUCCGAAGAGAGGCCUAG